This is a messenger RNA of Malaclemys terrapin pileata, 2117 nucleotides long. RefSeq names its product dopamine receptor D2 (gene DRD2). Lineage: Eukaryota; Metazoa; Chordata; Testudines; Emydidae. The record is from RefSeq and is a predicted model, not a curated record. Gene Ontology annotation, cellular component: glutamatergic synapse; presynaptic membrane. Gene Ontology annotation, molecular function: G protein-coupled receptor activity; dopamine neurotransmitter receptor activity, coupled via Gi/Go. Gene Ontology annotation, biological process: adenylate cyclase-activating adrenergic receptor signaling pathway; adenylate cyclase-inhibiting dopamine receptor signaling pathway. The transcript is spliced from 8 exons. Bases 67 to 1407 code for a protein of 446 amino acids.
CAGCUCUCUGCUCCAGUGAGUCGUAUGGCUUGAAGGGUGGAGCUGGAACCUGGCAUUGUUACCUUCAUGGAUCCCCUGAACGUGUCCUGGUACAAUGACGACAUUGGCAACAGGAACUGGAGCAAGCCUCUCAAUGGGUCCACUGAAGACCAGAAGCCACACUACAACUACUACGCCAUGCUUCUCACCCUUCUCAUCUUCGUCAUUGUCUUCGGCAACGUGUUGGUGUGCAUGGCCGUGUCCAGGGAAAAAGCCCUUCAGACCACCACUAACUACCUGAUCGUGAGCCUGGCCGUGGCAGAUCUCUUGGUGGCAACUCUGGUGAUGCCCUGGGUAGUCUACCUAGAGGUGGUCGGUGAGUGGAGAUUUAGCCGGAUCCACUGUGACAUCUUUGUCACCCUGGACGUUAUGAUGUGUACUGCCAGCAUCCUCAACCUCUGUGCCAUCAGCAUUGACAGGUACACCGCAGUAGCAAUGCCCAUGCUUUAUAACACACGCUACAGCUCCAGGCGCAGAAUCACUGUCAUGAUCUCCGUGGUCUGGGUCCUGUCCUUCGCCAUCUCCUGCCCACUUCUGUUUGGUCUCAACAACACAGCCAAGAAUGAGUGUAUCAUUGCCAAUCCUGCCUUUGUUGUGUAUUCCUCUAUCGUCUCCUUCUACGUUCCCUUCAUUGUCACCCUGCUGGUAUACGUACAGAUUUACGUAGUGCUCCGGAAACGCAGGAAGCGCGUCAACACCAAGCGCAACAUCCACGGCCUGGACUCUGACACGCAGGCACCUCUGAAGGACAAAUGCACUCAUCCAGAAGAUGUGAAGCUCUGCACUGUCAUUGUCAAGUCCAACGGGAGUUUCCCAGUUAAUAAGCGGAAAGUGGAGGCAGUGAAUCACAUGGAGGAGAUGGAGAUGGAGAUGGUGUCCAGUACCAGCCCCCCUGAAAAAACCAAACACAAACCAGCCCUGCUGAGUAACCACCAAUUGGUUAUGCCAGCCACUUCCAACCAGUGCAUCAAUUCCACCCUGGAUUUGCCCUUGGACAGCCCCACGAAAACGGAGAAGAAUGGGCACGCCAAAGACAACCCAAAGACGGCCAAGGCCUUUGAGAUCCAGUCCAUGCCCAACGGCAAGACAAGGACUUCCCUCAAGACCCUGAGCAGGAGGAAACUCUCGCAGCAGAAGGAAAAGAAAGCCACCCAGAUGCUAGCCAUUGUGCUUGGUGUUUUCAUCAUAUGCUGGCUCCCCUUUUUCAUCACCCACAUCCUGAACAUGCAUUGCAACUGCAUCAUUCCACCGGUGAUGUACAGUGCCUUCACAUGGCUCGGGUAUGUCAACAGCGCCGUCAACCCAAUUAUUUACACCACCUUCAACAUUGAGUUCCGCAAGGCCUUCAUGAAGAUCCUCCAUUGCUAAAUAAAGCCUGAGAGCAAGAUGAUGCCAUGCACACACCACAUACACACACACAGGCGAAUAGGGAGUCAUGAGGAGGCCUAUGGUGUUAAGACAGUGCCAUGCCUACGCACCCUUAUAGCUGGGACGUAAUGGGUGGCUUCAAGUGGGAUGCUCUCUCUUAUUCUUAAGGUGACCUUGGACUCCGAGAUCAACCCAAAGGGCAGUUUUAAGAGGUACUCUCACACUGUGUUUGAAGAUACAGAAGCAAAAACUAAGACACACUCAUUUGAUACCUGCCUGUGGCCAACUGACCUCCAGUGCAUUAAUUGUGGACAUUAGCAGAGCCAGCGGUGGACAGUGAUUGGUCACUGUGCUGGUUGCUCACACGUUAACAUCAUUGAUACAAUUCUCACCAAAGACACCAACAUCUUUUCUGCUUUGCAAUAGGAGCCAGAAAGCCAGAGCUCACAGGAACUCCAUGCAAUGGCUUUGCCAUCACCUCCAGCUGACCAGUCCAGUAUCAAAUGGCUGAAGCCUUCAGACAAAGACUUAGAGAGGUGCCAACUGGGCUAAGAAGGUUCUGCCAUCAUACAAGAUCCGAUAUCUACAGCCAUAUGGGUCCAGGGGAAGUGGGUGCAGGAGGAGAAUGGAAACCUGUAUCACAUAUGGUGUCAUAACACAAAUGUAAAUAUGAAAAAAUAGGAUGAAUUGAACAGAAGCCCAAGCCAAAA